Messenger RNA from Mugil cephalus (flathead mullet), 895 nucleotides. Its product is annotated as histone H2A-like. The transcript has a single exon. NCBI's taxonomy places the organism in Eukaryota, Metazoa, Chordata, Actinopteri, Mugiliformes, Mugilidae. Gene Ontology annotation, cellular component: nucleosome. Gene Ontology annotation, molecular function: DNA binding; protein heterodimerization activity; structural constituent of chromatin. The record is from RefSeq and is a predicted model, not a curated record. The coding region runs from base 376 to 759 and encodes 127 amino acids.
GUCUGUCAUAUUUACCUACAUAUAAGCCCAUAGAUAUAAAAAUAUGAACACAAAGCUAAUUUUCAUACAUAAAUAAUUCAGUCUAGAAGUAAAAGGUUUCAAAUACAGUUAAGAAGAAACACAGCGACUUUAUAACAUUAAUGUCAGUGAACUUUGUUUAUUGUCGCCAUCUUCUUUCCUUUUUUGAAUUUGAAGCCGUUGUGCAACGGAAAUGUCGUAAUACGUAAAACGUCAUCAUAUAGCCAGUGCCCAUUGGUCGAUCCUACUACAGUCCCGUUUGACCAAUCAUCGAGCAGAUUCAGGGAAAUAAAAGGAGGACGCGUCAGGUUUGGGGUUUAUUCGUGUCUACGAGCAGAAUAAUAAUUAAAGCAGAAAAUGUCUGGACGUGGAAAGACCGGCGGUAAAGCCAGAGCUAAGGCCAAGACUCGCUCCUCCAGGGCCGGGCUCCAGUUCCCCGUCGGCCGUGUCCACAGGCUGCUGAGGAAGGGUAACUAUGCUCAGCGCGUCGGGGCCGGAGCUCCCGUCUACCUGGCGGCGGUGCUCGAGUAUCUGACCGCUGAGAUCCUGGAGCUGGCUGGAAACGCCGCCAGAGACAACAAGAAGACCAGGAUCAUCCCCCGCCACCUGCAGCUGGCCGUCCGCAACGACGAGGAGCUCAACAAGCUGCUCGGAGGAGUCACCAUCGCUCAGGGUGGUGUCCUGCCCAACAUCCAGGCGGUGCUGCUGCCCAAGAAGACCGAGAAACCCGCCAAGAAGUAAACAUGAACCUGGCGACCACCAAAACCAAAGGCUCUUUUAAGAGCCACCCACUACUCUCAAAGACACUCAUCCUGACCUAUAUGUGACUGUGUUUAUUUGGCCAGUGAUGUGUUAAUUCUUUCUUCAUGCGGGGUGA